Messenger RNA from Trichobilharzia szidati, 2268 nucleotides. The record is from the annotation of a GenBank genome assembly. Lineage: Eukaryota; Metazoa; Platyhelminthes; Trematoda; Strigeidida; Schistosomatidae.
CAACAGCAGUACUGUUAGUACUAGUCUGUUAGUUACCGUACACUUAAAAAAAUAUUAGGUUUAAAUUUCAGUGAUACAGUUUGUUUGGAUUCAUUGAUGUUAGACGCGCAGUCGACCUAAAAUGUAUCGGACUUUUCAAAGUUUUGGGCAGAAAUCAUGGAUUUUAGUCAUGGAUCCACCUGCAAUUUUCAUUCCUACAUGAGUAGAAAGUUUCGGUCACUGAAGAACUUUAUACGGGGAAAUGUAACUAUUAUAUGCAUGUUCUUGGGAAUUAUACUGGGUCUUGCAUUGGGUGCAAUUUUAAAGGUUUUCCCUGUUCCUGAGUCAGUUCUCUUGUGGAUAGGCCUCCCCGGUGAACUGUUCAUCAGGUCGCUGAAUUUUGCAGUCAUACCUCUCCUCACGGGCAAUAUAAUCACCAUGUCGUCUAAAUUAAAACCCUCUGUCCAAGGUAAAAUGGCUAUACUUGCCUUGAGUUACUGUGUUGGCUUGAAUAUUGUCGCGUCUUUUCUUGGCUUAGGCAUUACGGCACUUAUCAACCCAGGAGGCAGAUUUAUGUCCAACUCCUUAUCAUCUCAAACCAGUCCCGAAGAUCGUAAUAAAGUUGAGAUAUCUGAUGUAUUCAUGGAUUUUUUCAGGAAUAUGGUUCCAGAUAAUUUUGUCAAAAUGUUCCUGUAUUCAACGACAACCACUUACAAGCCAUCUGGAUUUUCGAAUACGUCUACUCCUGAUUCAAUAAACAAUAUAACAAUUAUAAAUUACGAAAGAGUAGUAGGAACUACACCACAAACAAAUAUUCUAGGUAUUCUUACAACCAGUUUGGUUAUUGGUCUAGUCGCUGGAUGUCAAGGUGAAAAAGUUCGUCCAUUAAUUGAAUUGGCUGAGUCUGUUUCUGAAAUAAUGACUGUAAUCACAGAAGUUAUCAUCAAACUUCUACCAGUUGCUAUGAUCAGUCUCAUCGGAUAUGCAAUUGGACGAAUGGAACAAGUUGAAGAGAAUUUCAUCGCUUUAGUCUUAUUCAUUGCAUCAUCGAUUACAUUUCAUACAAUCAUUAUACUUGUGGUUUUACCGUUAUUCAUCUUUAUUACAGUAAAACGAAAUUUAUUUCGUUUCUAUAGUUUUCUAUCCGAGCCUGUAUUGACCGCUUUCAGUUCGACUAGUUCCUUAAUUGCUCUACCACAACUUUUUCGAGUCUGUGAUCGAUAUGGUAUAGAUCCAGAUCUUGUACGUACUGUGGCACCAUUUUUAACAAGUUUCAAUGCAAAUGGAUCUGCUGCAUUUAUUGCAUCUGCAGUUUGUUUUGUAACACAAUUGGCUAAACAACCUUUGAAUGCGGGUCAGUUCAUUGCAGUUGGAUUUUUAUCUGGUAUUAAUGUGAUGGCGUUACCUGCAAUUCCAAGUGCAAGUAUUAUAACCGUCAUCCUGAUAGCACGUGCAUUUAAUCUUUCUGAAUCAGCGAUAUCACUUCUCUUCGUUGUCGAAUUUAUUGCUGAUCGAUUGCGCACUGUUGUCAAUGUUAUGAGUCAUGCAACUUGUGUUCUGUUUAUUCACUUAAAAUUAAAACAAAACGAUGCCACAUUGAAUUUGAUCAAUUCAUCAAGAAAUGAAGCGGAAUCAUUGAAUCAAAAUGACACAGGGAUAGAUAAUUCAGGGACAACAGAUAAUGUUAUCAGUCAUAAUGUUUAUGUCAGCUGACGGCAGAGAUUUUCAUAGCUGCCCUGCUCUGCCCUACCCUGUCCUGUACUGUACUGUUCUGCUCUGUUCUGUUCUGUUCUGUUCUGCUGUGUGUCCUUUAAUCUCAUUUACACAACAAUCUACUGGUUGGUUUUUUCAUGUUGUUGAAACUUACUACUUAUUUUGUCUUUGAUAUGAUUACUCAAUAAUUCAUGUUUAUCAUAGAGACUUUUGUCUUCGAUAAUUCCUCCUCUCUUAUAUAUAUUUAUAUUUCCUCUUUCUUUUUUUACUCAAAAUCUGAUCAAUUCUGUGAAGACUAUCAUCAGUCUGUAGAGACUGUCAAGUGUGAUAUGAACAAAACCUACCUGUUCACCAUCAGCUCUAUCUCCCUUUCUCUUUCUCUCACCCUCAACUUAACUUCACUUGUUCAGUUCUGUAAAUUGUUUGUGAUACAUAAUUUUUGAUAAACACUGACUGUUUUAUUAGUGUGCCUCCCCCCACACACACGCACCCACACAUACACUUACGCACAGACCAUCUCCAUUUGUACAUGUCAGUACUCAUCUCUACACAUCACAUCGAAUCAGUUUUAAUUAU